Molecule: messenger RNA, 794 nt
Organism: Empidonax traillii (willow flycatcher)
Lineage: Eukaryota; Metazoa; Chordata; Aves; Passeriformes; Tyrannidae
Gene: ODF1
Product: outer dense fiber of sperm tails 1
Exons: 2
Coding region: 142-681 (179 amino acids)
Cellular component (GO): outer dense fiber
Source: RefSeq, a predicted model, not a curated record
GGAACGGUGGCCCUUGAUGUCACAAGGUGCCUGCUGGAAGGCUGCAGGAGCACCCGCCGCUCUGCUCACACGCUCGCCACCAGAUGAAAGUCUGGGGCCACCCGAGUUCAUUCAUGCCCUGACGCGCUUUGCAGCUUCGCAAUGUCGGCGCGCGGUCACUUCAUGGCAGACACCAGCCAGCACCUGAGGCGGAUACAGCGGCAGAUGAGGCUGCUGGACCUGCGCCUGCAGCUGCUCCGUGAGAAGCUGCUUGCAGCCCGCCUGCACAGGAUGAUGGCCUUUCACCGCUGCUGCCUGCAACUGCCCGAACUCCAACCCCCACCAAGAAGAGCCCUCCCUGCAAGGCUGGAUGUGGAGCGACGAAUCAGCAGAAUACAAAGAUUUAGCAGGACGUUGAGCUCGUCUCAUAAUCGGAGUCAUUUGGCUUUGAUUGACGUGAAGGGUUUUGAACCCAAGGACGUCAGUGUGGAGGUGAAGGACGGGAAGGUGACAGUGUUAGCAGAGCACAGGGAGGAGCGCAACACCUCGGUGUCAAAGACCUGUAACUACAGAAAAUUCAUGAAGGAGUUCAACCUGCCGCCAGGGGUGAGCGAGGAUGAGGUGACCUACUCUCUGGAAUCCAACAGCGUCAUGAAGAUUGAAACAGCACCCAAGGGCUGCCCUCAGCUCCAGAACUACUGAGGAGGCACAGUCAUCCCUCUGCCGCAUCCCUUCUUCCCACCAGCUUAAGUCUGUCCUGCUAACUGUGUGCUAGCAGCUUCUCUCACCUCUUCCAAAAAAGAAGACAGCACUCU